GUGCUGUGGCUCUAAGCGCACUCUUCUUCUUCGACGCACACCGGCAGCCCGUUGUUCAAUGUUUGUGUUGAUCGCAUCUGCUUCAGUGAAUCUGUACCUCGGGAGAAGAAGAAGACGCGCUGUCUAAUGACGAAACCAGUGGAGAGCAGCAGAGCUUUGAGGGGAGCAGCGGGAAGGAUGUCGACAUAUUAUUGACUUGUGUUGAGUGUCGUCGAGACGAGCGACCCGCGCCGUGUGUUUUCUUCUGACACAGCAGCAGUGAGAAUGACGGAAUAUAAGUUAGUGGUGGUUGGUGCAGGUGGCGUGGGCAAGAGCGCUCUGACCAUCCAGCUCAUUCAGAACCACUUCGUUGAUGAAUACGACCCAACCAUUGAGGACUCGUAUAGGAAACAGGUGGUGAUUGAUGGAGAGACGUGUCUGUUGGAUAUCCUGGAUACUGCAGGUCAGGAAGAGUACAGUGCAAUGAGAGACCAAUACAUGAGGACUGGAGAGGGUUUUCUCUGUGUCUUUGCCAUCAACAAUACCAAGUCUUUUGAGGACAUUCAUCAGUACAGGGAACAGAUUAAGAGGGUUAAAGACUCAGAUGAUGUGCCCAUGGUGCUUGUGGGUAAUAAAUGUGACUUACCAGCACGAACUGUGGACACAAGACAAGCCCAGGAACUCGCCCGCAGCUACGGUAUUCCCUACAUCGAAACCUCAGCCAAGACAAGACAGGGAGUGGAAGAUGCCUUUUACACUCUUGUCCGUGAAAUCAGGCAGCAUAAGCUGAGGAAACUUAACCCGCCAGAUGACAAUGGUCAAGGCUGUAUGAACUGCCGCUGUGUGGUGUCAUGAUCCUGUGAAUAUGCAUGACGUGGCUUUUAGAGCGGUGCAGCCUUCCAGACCACAAACACUGCAACACCUACACAGAUGCUGGACGUUUAGAGCAGACUGUGUAAAAGGGAAAUCUUUAAUCUGGCAGCCCUGCAGUCUUCUUAGGGAUGUUCCCGUCUCGCUCCUUCACUGGAGAUGAAAUAAGUUGUACCUCAUUUUAACGGUCUCAACACUGGAGUUGCUAUGACUGGAUGACGCUGUCACACUUAAAUAUAUUUACAUUAAACAAACUAUCUACUCUUAACUGGAAGUAAUAGCUCAGAAAAGAACCUCUCAUAUUGCUUUGUCAGAUGUGGAUGUUAGAAAAACACUUUACGAGAUGGAGAGGAGAAAUACUACAUCAGUUAUAUUAGCAUAUGUCUGGUUGUGAGAAAGAUUUGUAUUGUCAUUUGCUUAGAGCAAGUCUAACCUAAUAAAAUGUACAUAAUUCAUGGCGUUCUCUUGCAAAGAGGACUUUUAGUCAUAUGCAGUGUGUUUAUCACAGGUUAUGGUGCAAUAGAUUGCGAUUAUUUGGUACACCUCUGAUAAGUCUUUGAUUUGCACAAGGUUUAGGACAAAAUUUAGAAGUGGAGGACUUUAUUCUUUGUUUGCUUCUGGUUUUGAAUGGCCCUCAGGGUCUAUGAAUU
Sinocyclocheilus grahami is the source of this 1499-nucleotide messenger RNA. RefSeq names its product GTPase HRas. The record is from RefSeq and is a predicted model, not a curated record. Gene Ontology annotation, biological process: signal transduction. Gene Ontology annotation, molecular function: GTPase activity; GTP binding. The coding region runs from base 265 to 834 and encodes 189 amino acids. Gene Ontology annotation, cellular component: membrane. Lineage: Eukaryota; Metazoa; Chordata; Actinopteri; Cypriniformes; Cyprinidae. The transcript is spliced from 6 exons.